Chiloscyllium plagiosum (whitespotted bambooshark) is the source of this 345-nucleotide messenger RNA. Lineage: Eukaryota; Metazoa; Chordata; Chondrichthyes; Orectolobiformes; Hemiscylliidae. The record is from RefSeq and is a predicted model, not a curated record.
AUGGCUGAUGAAAAGAAGGGUCAAGUGGUGACGAAGGCGCCAGCGAAGAAGAGGAGGCGGUCCAGGAAAGAAAGUUACUCCAUUCACAUCUACAAAGUGAUGAAGCAGGUUCACCCCGACACCGGCAUCUCCUCCAAGGCCAUGAGCAUCAUGAACUCGUUCGUCAACGAUACUUUCGAGCGCAUCGCGGGGGAGGCUUCCCGCCUGGCCCAUUACAACAAGCGCAGCACCAUCAGCUCCCAGGAGAUCCAGACCGCCGUGCGGCUGCUGCUGCCCGGGGAGCUGGCCAAGCACGCCGUGUUGGAGGGCACAAAGGCGGUGACCAAGUACACCAGCUCCAAGUGA